AUGACUUUAUCUUCUGAUUUUUCAUCUUCUACAAGUACAGAUCCUGCUGGCCCUACUUCUCCUAGCUCUGUCUCCCCUGUACCCACUGAUUUGACCAAUCACAACCCUACUGCAUCUACUUCUAGUGAACCCAUUGCAUCUACUUCUAGUGACCCUCUUUUAAAUACUCAAAAUAACAUCCUUACACCCAUACCUGUCACGAAUACACAGGAUAAUCUCAUAUCAACAGACAUUCAGCCUUUACCUACUAGACAUUCCUCUAGAACUUCUCAUCCUCCUCCACAUCUAAAAGACUAUCAUUGCUAUGUAACUUCCUCUGAACAUUCUUCCAAAGUCCUCUAUCCCUUAUCUUCUGUUCUUAGUUAUGAUAAAUGCUCACCCUCAUAUAAACAUUUAUGUUUCUCUGUUUCUUCUAUUGUUGAACCAAAAACCUUCAAUCAAGCUAUUAAACUUGAUUGUUGGAGAAAGGCUAUGGAUGCUGAACUGCAGGCUCUUUAA
Lathyrus oleraceus (garden pea) is the source of this 498-nucleotide messenger RNA. RefSeq lists its product as uncharacterized. Lineage: Eukaryota; Viridiplantae; Streptophyta; Magnoliopsida; Fabales; Fabaceae. The record is from RefSeq and is a predicted model, not a curated record. Bases 1 to 498 code for a protein of 165 amino acids. The transcript has a single exon.